Podospora anserina S mat+ is the source of this 738-nucleotide messenger RNA. RefSeq lists its product as uncharacterized. The record is from RefSeq and is a predicted model, not a curated record. Gene Ontology annotation, molecular function: cutinase activity. Gene Ontology annotation, biological process: carbohydrate catabolic process. Lineage: Eukaryota; Fungi; Ascomycota; Sordariomycetes; Sordariales; Podosporaceae. Gene Ontology annotation, cellular component: extracellular region. The transcript has 2 exons. The coding region runs from base 1 to 738 and encodes 245 amino acids.
AUGCGUUUCCUCGCUACCGUCGCCGCCCUCACCGGCACUCUCGUCGCGGCUCUCCCGAGCCCUCUCGAUGAGAUUCGCACCCGGGAGCUUGUCGAGUCUCACCGCCAGACCAUGGAGACCCUUGAGGCUCGUGGCUGGAAGUCGGGUGCUGGUGCGACUGCCAACGAACUGCUCGAUGGCGGCCCGUGCCCCAAGGUCAUCUUCAUCUACGCCCGCGGUUCCACCGAGGGUGGUAACCUUGUGAGUUUUGGAUCUCUCGGCAGCCCAACUGGUGUCGCUCUCGACGCUGCCUUUGGCGAGGCCAACGUCUGGGUCCAGGGUGUUGGCGGUGCUUACUCCGCCGGCCUCCUCGACAACCUCCUCCCCGAGGGCACUACCACCGCCGCCAUUAACGAGAUGAAGAGCCUCCUCAUCCGUGCCAACUCGCUCUGCCCCCAGGCCAAGAUCGUCGCCGGUGGCUACAGCCAGGGUGCCGCCCUCGCCGGUGCCGCCAUCUCCCAGAGCAGCGCCGCCAUCCGCGAGCAGAUCAAGGGUGUUGUCCUCUACGGCUGGACCAAGAACAAGCAGAACAACGGCAAGAUCCCCAACUACCCUGCCGACCGUCUCAGGGUGUACUGCGAGAGCGGCGACUUGGUUUGCAACGGCUCGCUCAUUGUUCUGCCUGCCCAUGGCACCUAUGCUGAUGAGGCUGCUGAUGAGGCGCCCAAGUUCCUGAUCUCCAGGAUCAAUGCCAGCUAG